CCCGGAGAGAUACUGGGAGGGCGGACCUGCCUCGAAAGCGACCGCUGGGCGGAGCCACCCCUGUAAAAGCCUGACUGGACGGGCCGGUACAACCACAGGAAUCCUGACUAACCCAGCAGUUGGAGGUGGCGGCGGCAUGGAGAGCGGUCCGCCUGUUUUCGAUAAGCCCAAGGUAGAACUUCAUGUCCACUUGGAUGGAGCCAUUAAACCAGAAACUAUUCUAUACUUUGGCAAGAAAAGAGGAAUACAUCUCCCUGCUGAUACUGUAGACGGCCUUCUAAAACAAAUUAGUUAUGAUGAACCAGAGACUCUCACUCAUUUUCUUCAAAAGUUUGCUUUGUACAUGCCAGCUAUUGCUGGUGACCGAGAAGCUAUACAAAGAAUCGCUUAUGAAUUUGUGGAAAUGAAAGCAAAGGAGGGUGUGAUCUAUGUUGAGGUGAGGUACAGCCCUCAUCUUCUUGCCAAUUGUGGAGUAGAUCCUAUCCCAUGGAACCAAAAAAAGGGAGACCUUACUCCAGAUGAAGUAGUUAGCUUUGUUAAUCAAGGAUUAAAAGAUGGAGAAAAGGAUUUCAACAUCAAAGUCAAGUCUAUUCUAUGCUGCAUGCGCAACAAACCAAGCUGGUCGCCAGAAGUACUGGAACUGUGUAAGAAGUAUUGGAACGAUACAGUGGUUGCUAUAGACUUAGCUGGAGAUGAAUCAGUUAUUGCGGCCUGUUCAGACCACCGAAAAGCCUAUGAAGAAGCUGAAAGAUGUGGUAUUCAUCGGACUGUUCAUGCCGGAGAGGUUGGAACAUCGGAAGUCAUCAAAGAGGCAGUCAACAUUCUUAAGACAGAACGAAUUGGCCAUGGCUACCACAUCUUUGAAGAUGAACAACUUUACAAACAGUUGUUGAAACAAAAUAUACAUUUUGAGCUCUGUCCAUGGUCCAGUCAUCUCACUGGAGCAUGUAAAACCAGCUUUGAAGAACAUCCCGUAAUAAGAUUUAUGAAGGAUGGUGCAAAUUAUUCCUUGAAUUCAGAUGAUCCACUCAUUUUCAGAUCUACGAUUGACACAGACUACAGAAUAGCUCGGGAUCACAUGAAAUUUACAGAAGGGGAAUUCAAGAAAUUGAAUAUAAAUGCAGCAAAGUCCAGCUUUUUGAAAGAGCAAGAUAAAAAGGAGCUUCUGUACAAGCUAUAUGAAGCCUAUGGGAUGGUAAAAAGCAAAGAAUUCUGAACUCUUCUGUACCGAGCAUCAGCUUUUUUCUUGACCAACGUUAUGCUUAUUUUGCUUCUUGGAAGACAAUGUGCAAACUUAGUAUUACUACCUUGUUUACUCUUAAUAACCACAGAACAGGGCAUGUACAAAACAGUAUUCUUAUGAGGGUAGCUACUUUUAAUUUUUUAAAGAUGGAAUAUAAGGUGCUCAGAUAUCUAGAGAUUGGAAAUAGGAAUACAUUUAUUGCAAUUACAUUCAUUUAAGUUCCAUCUCAGGUAAACCAAGUCUGCAGGCCAUUAUUUCAAAACUUUCCAGUAGGUCAAAUGAACUGUUUAUAUGCAACAGCAGACAAAGCCUAUCUCAGACAUUUUUACAAUCAUUUUUAAAAACAUAAUCUGCCUCACUAAUAUAUCUACAAGUGAUGUCUUCUGUGCACUCCUAUAUUAUCAAAAAGGAAGAAAGAUCGUAAGUAUUUUUACCAUUGAAUUUUUUUUUAGAAAAUUAUAUUUAGAAAAACAAACAAGUUACCUUAUCAUUUGAUUAUAGACUGAUUUUAUUUCUGUACUUUAUUUUACUUAUAUUAAAUAGUAGUUCAUGUUUUUCCCCAUUUCAUUCAUUUCAGUGAUAUCAACAAAAUAGAAUAUUUGAUCCAGAGAAAGUUGUAUGAGAGAAAUUCUUGUAAUGCUGAUUCAACAUUUGCUCUUCAAAAACCAGCCUUGCUUAAAAUGUCUUAUGCUGGAGAUAUGCCAUGGGAAAAACAGUAUUUUUAAAAAUAGAAUGUUAUAGAAUUUCUAUUCAUAUAAGGAUUUUAUAGAAAUGCAGAUUUAAAGUUUUAUUCCCACCUAUUUACUGAGCCAUUUGCCUUGUUUCUUAUCUGUACUAUACUGUUUAGUUUAAUUGGGAAUUAUGUGAUUUAACUAAAGCAUACUGACACUUUGUUUUGUUUUGUUUUGAUUGUUGAGAUUAUCAGAAAGGUAACAUUAUCUGAUGGUUACCUUGUUUUAACUGGAAUAACAUCCAAAAAAGUAGACUAAAUAGCUAGUACCAAACUGGCUAUUUUGCUGGAAUUUGUUCCCUAAGGAAAUUGAAAAAACAAAAUGGUUUAAGUGUAAGUGCUUCACUUUGACUGGAAUCUAAGGAAAGCUGUAACCAAAUACGUAGUUUGAACAGGAAAAUACAGUACCAAAUGCAAGUCUAAAUCAUAGCAAUAUAAAGCCAAGAAUUCUCAUUCCCAAAUAAAUAUGAUAGAUGCCUUUAGUAAUUGUAACUUUUUUAUUUUGCAUGUUUAAUUAUUUUUUUAAAAAAUAAGCUAUCUUUGAAGUCCCCAUUUAUCUACUCAGGAACUUAGAUCCAUGUUUUUAUAUUACAGUGUCAAAAUCUUGCACAUUUAAGGUUGAAGCUGGUAUAUUAUAAAAUUUGUCUCUUAGAUUGAUUUACAUUUUUUAUUGUAGAAAACCCAAAAUACAACUUCUAAGGGCUUAGAUCUCGUAAGUCUUAUGUGCAAAUCACACUGUUACUUGUUUCUCUAUUCCUUGUAAGUAGCAACAACAUGAAUGUUGCAAGUGAGUAACCAUUGCAACAUCAAAGCAUAGUAAUUCUUGAUAAUAAAGAGAGAGUGGCAGUAAACACUCAACUGCUAUUUCAGGAGCAGCUGCACAUUUAGCAUAUUUCAGUUCAGAGAGACAAAUCUAGCCACUUAAGAUUAAUUUGCUUAAUUUUUCCUCCUCAAUCAACAAAACAUGACUUUACUUACUUUCUGGGUUUCACAUUUCUAGAUCUGAGGACUUAUGCUUAGGACAUUAUGAAAGUGUGCUGAAUAAGUGAAUAAUAGAGGUUGCUUGGAAAAAUUAAGCCAAGUUUUGAAAAAUAAAAAUAAAAGUAGAAGUCUAACAUUGCUGCCAGAACUUAAAACAUUUAAUUUGUAAUAUUUUUAUAUAACUCAACAAGACUGAUCGGAUGGUUAAAAUAUAAAAUCCAAGUCCUUCUUGUAUUUCUCAUAAUUUGCUCUGUAUCUUUCAUUAGUUAUGUAGUGUUUUUUGUAAUUUGUUAGAACUUGUCUCCAGACACAAACUGACAUUGUUAGUACUUAUUUUGUCUAUAGAAAUGAUUGUGAUUUGAUUUGAUUUAGUAAUUUUUUUAAGUUUGUAAUCAAUGCUGAAGAACUCAUACAUGUUUGUGAUACCAUGUUAUUGGUAACUACUAAUAAUGAAAUUUUAAACAUCAAAAGUUUGUCUCUGAGGAAUAGUUUUUACAUUAGUGUCAUAUGUGUGCGAGGUAUAGACUUACUUAUGCAUACUACUUAUUUCAGAAAGCGGCAAGCCAGUAAAUACUGGUUUAUAUGAAUGUUAAGUAAAAUGUUCUUAAUGUCAGUGGGCAUAUCGUCUAUAUUCAAGAUUAUAUAAAACAAUUGUUUUAAUAUUUUUGUAGUACCAAUAAAACAUUAUACAGCUUAUAAA
This is a messenger RNA of Crotalus tigris (Tiger rattlesnake), 3654 nucleotides long. It is a transcript of the gene ADA, whose product is annotated as adenosine deaminase. Gene Ontology annotation, biological process: inosine biosynthetic process; negative regulation of adenosine receptor signaling pathway; T cell activation. Lineage: Eukaryota; Metazoa; Chordata; Lepidosauria; Squamata; Viperidae. The transcript has 11 exons. Gene Ontology annotation, cellular component: external side of plasma membrane; cytosol. The record is from RefSeq and is a predicted model, not a curated record. Bases 137 to 1216 code for a protein of 359 amino acids. Gene Ontology annotation, molecular function: adenosine deaminase activity.